AUGGAAAAGUCUCAGCUGCUCCUCUGGGACUUCAGCAUUGCAAUGCUCCAUCACCCAAAGACGCUCCGAGCCACGGCCCGUCAACGUAGCAGCAUUGUGACAACUUCCGGUCGACACCGUACCGAGACUCUUGCAUCCAGCCGGGUACGAUACGACUCGAACCGCACAGACAACAAGGCUUUUCCACAGGAUAGCUGGUAUAAAUACAUGGCUGGCUAUGAAAAAGAAACGCGUGAAUUCUCCAGACCUCGGUAA
This is a messenger RNA of Blastomyces gilchristii SLH14081, 255 nucleotides long. RefSeq lists its product as uncharacterized. Lineage: Eukaryota; Fungi; Ascomycota; Eurotiomycetes; Onygenales; Ajellomycetaceae. The record is from RefSeq and is a predicted model, not a curated record. The transcript has 2 exons. Bases 1 to 255 code for a protein of 84 amino acids.